AUGGAAGCCGUCAAGGAUACAGAGUCACAGCAUGUGGAGAACACUGAGUUCAUAGACGUGGAGAAGAGUGCUAUCCAACGUAUCCGAGUCUCUGUUUCCGAGCAGGCUCACAUCCGAAGGAAGUUCGACCGCCGUGUAUUGCCCAUUGUUUGUAUCCUCUAUAUCCUCUCUUAUCUGGAUAGAGGAAAUGUGGGAAAUGCCAAAACUGCCGGGCUGGAGAGUGGCCUAGGGCUCAGUGAUUCGCAAUGGACUUGGGUUCUCAACUCGUUUUACAUCUGCUAUGUCGUCUUCGAAUGGACCACGGUCCUGUGGAAACUCCUCCCUGCCCAUAUCUACGUGACCGUGUUAUGCAUCUGCUGGGGUGCAGCAGCCAUGUGUACCGGUACAGUGGACAACAUGGCUGAGCUGAUCGUCUGUCGAUGCUUUCUGGGCGUUUUCGAGGCCGCCUUCGGAGCUGGAGCUCCAUACUUCUUAUCGUUGUUCUAUCAACGAUAUGAACUUGGAUUUAGGGUCUCAUUGCUGCUGGGGAUGUCUCCCGUGGCCAAUUGCUUUGCCAGUGCGUUAGCCUACGGGAUAACACAGAUCAAACAUUCGAUCGCCCCGUGGCGAUAUCUAUUCAUUAUUGAGGGUGCACCCACCGUUAUCUUCUCUAUUGUCGUCUUCUUCUUCCUCCCAGACUCUCCAGGCACGGCAAAGUUCCUGACCGAAACGGAGCAAACUCACGCCGUUGAGAGACUGCAGACAGUUGACCGCACCGCAAAAACCCGACUCGACCGGAGACAGGUCUUCAACGGACUGACAGAUUACAAGAACUAUGUCCACACAGCAAUCCACUUUUGCUGCAACUUCUCCUUCGCGGGACUGUCCAACUUCCUCCCUACUAUCCUCAACGACAUGGGGUAUACAUCAGUCAAUGCACAGGGUCUGUCUGCUCCCCCGUAUUUUGCGUCAUUCCUGCUCUGCAUCGUGGCAGCGGUUGUUUCAGACCGAUGGGGAGGAAGAGGGCUUGUGGUCGCAUUCUCUGCGACUGUCGGAAUGAUUGGCUACCUUAUUCUGGCAGCUGUAGAGGAUGAAUACAAGACUGGGGUGCGGUAUCUGGGUGUUUGGUUGGCUACGUGCGGAGUCUUCCCAGCCCUGAGUAUCAACAUAACCUGGCUGUUGAAUAACCAGGGCGGUGAUUCCAAGAAGUCUGCCGGAAUGGCGCUGCUUGCGGUUUUCGGGCAGUGUUCAAGCUUUGUGAGCAGUGCUGUGUUUCCCAACUCCGAAGGUCCAAUUUAUAUUCGCGGAUGUGCCAUUGGAUGUGGCUUGACGGGGUGCAUUGCGAUCAUGGCUCUGGGACUAUAUGCAAAACUGACCCUGGAGAAUGAGAAGCGGGACAGGAUGUAUGGUACUGUGUCCAGAGACGUUCAUGUCGAUGUGACGAGAGAUGGAGAUAAGAACCCUCAAUUCCGCUAUUUGACUUGA
This is a messenger RNA of Aspergillus glaucus CBS 516.65, 1464 nucleotides long. RefSeq names its product putative MFS transporter. The coding region runs from base 1 to 1464 and encodes 487 amino acids. Gene Ontology annotation, biological process: transmembrane transport. Gene Ontology annotation, cellular component: membrane. The record is from RefSeq and is a predicted model, not a curated record. Gene Ontology annotation, molecular function: transmembrane transporter activity. Lineage: Eukaryota; Fungi; Ascomycota; Eurotiomycetes; Eurotiales; Aspergillaceae. The transcript has 6 exons.